Labeo rohita (rohu) is the source of this 3613-nucleotide messenger RNA. RefSeq names its product sema domain, immunoglobulin domain (Ig), short basic domain, secreted, (semaphorin) 3Aa (gene sema3aa). Gene Ontology annotation, biological process: positive regulation of neuron migration; negative chemotaxis; negative regulation of axon extension involved in axon guidance. Gene Ontology annotation, molecular function: neuropilin binding; chemorepellent activity; semaphorin receptor binding. The record is from RefSeq and is a predicted model, not a curated record. Bases 413 to 3010 code for a protein of 865 amino acids. The transcript is spliced from 17 exons. NCBI's taxonomy places the organism in Eukaryota, Metazoa, Chordata, Actinopteri, Cypriniformes, Cyprinidae.
GACACAAGCAGAAGCAGUCUGUGAGAGUGUGUGUGAGAGUGUGUGUGCGCGAAGCCGGAGCGCAGAGAGAGAGAGAGAGAGGGUCCGCCGGAUCCCUUACUGAAACUCUACCUCACAAUCCCACUCACUGGUGCUCCCCUACAGGGUCCGAGAACGCAUCCCAGAGGAGUACACCUUUACCCCCACGACUGGUGAAACGCCCCCCCCACCCACAUGGAGCCAUGUGAACCCCUGUCUCCUGCUUCGCUUGGGAUCUGAUUUCGGAUUGCCUCCUUGGGGAGAAGCUCCAGGCGCUGGAUCUUUUGAAGUAAGGAGGGACUCCGAAGAUCUCAGCUAGCCCAGAGGGAGGCACUUUGCUCUGGGCACUGUGGGCUGCAAGCCCCCCUGGGCUGGAGGCCAGCGCUCCAGCGCCAUGGAUUACCUAGUUGGGAUUUUUCUGCUGUUGUGUGGGGUGGCGUUACCUGGAAGAGUUGCACCCCAGCACACCAAAGAGAACGUGCCCAGACUCAAGCUCUCCUACAAGGAAAUGUUGGAAUCCAGUAAUUUAGUGACUUUCACCGGAUUGGCAAACAGUUCAGGUUACGACACGUUCCUGAUGGAUGAGGAGAGGGGAAGAUUACUGGUUGGUGCGGAGGAUCACGUCUUCUCUUUUGACCUGGUCAACAUCAACAGAGACAUCAAACAGAUCGCCUGGCCCGCCACACCUUCCAAACGCGAUGAAUGCAAGUGGGCUGGAAAAGACCUUGGUAAAGAAUGCUCAAACUUUGUGCGUGUGCUGCAGCCGUAUAACCAGACGCAUAUUUACAUAUGUGGCACCGGAGCUUUCCAUCCUGUCUGUUCUUACCUGGAGAUAGGCAAGCGAGCAGAGGACAACAUCUUCAGACUGGAUGCCAAUUACUUUGAGAAUGGACGUGGGAAAAGUCCCUAUGAUCCAAAGAUGCAGUCCUCAUCCCUCCUGAUUGAUGGUGAGCUGUAUUCUGGAACAUCAGCAGACUUCAUGGGACGAGACUUCGCCAUUUUUCGAACACUUGGGUCACAUCAUCCGAUCAGAACUGAGCAGCAUGAUUCUAGAUGGCUGAAUGACCCCAGGUUUCUAGGAAUACACCUGAUCCCAGAAAGCGAUAAUCCUGAAGAUGACAAGAUCUUCCUGUUCUUCAAAGAAAAUGCCAUGGAUGGUGAACAUACAGGCAAAGCUACUAUCUCCAGGAUAGGACAACUGUGUAAGAAUGACAUGGGUGGACACAGGAGUCUUGUGAAUAAAUGGACAACCUUUUUGAAAGCCAAGCUGACUUGCUCGGUUCCUGGCCUUAAUGGCAUAGACACAUAUUUUGAUGAACUGCAGGAUGUGUUUCUGAUGAGUGCUAAAGACCCAAAGAAUCCAGUGAUCUAUGCUGUGUUUACUACAUCCAGUAAUAUCUUCCGUGGAUCGGCUAUAUGCAUGUAUAGUAUGGCAGACAUCCGAAGGGUAUUUCUAGGUCCAUAUGCCCACAGGGACGGGCCAAACUACCAGUGGGUUCCCUUCCAGGGCAGAGUGCCAUACCCCCGUCCUGGCACAUGUCCCAGCAAAACAUUUGGAGGCUUUGAUUCAACCAAAGACCUUCCUGAUGAUGUAAUCACAUUUGCACGCUUGCACCCAGCUAUGUAUAACCCCGUGCAACCCAUGGGUGGGAAGCCCAUCGUGGUGCGAACGAAUGUGGAGUACCAGUUCACUCAGCUGGUCGUGGAUCGUGUAGAAGCUGAGGACGGCCAGUACGAUGUCAUGUUCAUUGGCACAGAUUUAGGAACUGUGCUGAAGGUGGUGACCAUUCCCAGGGAAAGCUGGCAUGAUCUGGAGGAAGUGGUGCUGGAAGAGAUGACGGUGUUCAGGGAGCCAACACCUAUUACUGCCAUGGAGCUCUCCACUAAACAACAACAGCUGUACCUCGGGUCAGAUUUAGGGAUUUCCCAGAUGCCCCUGCACCGCUGUGAAGUCUACGGGAAGGCCUGUGCCGAGUGCUGCCUGGCAAGAGAUCCGUAUUGUGCCUGGGAUGGGACUGAGUGCUCUCGAUAUUUUCCGACUGCUAAGAGGAGAACGAGACGUCAGGACAUCAGAAAUGGGGAUCCUCUUUCGCAGUGCUCUGAUCUGCACCACAAUGAUGAUUUGGAAGGAUACAGCAGUGUGGAGGAGAGAAGUGUGUACGGCGUAGAGAACAGCAGCAUGUUUCUGGAAUGCAGCCCGAAGUCUCAGAGAGCUCUAAUCUACUGGCAGCUACAGAGACCCAAUGAUGAGCGUAAACAUGAGAUUGUGAUUGAUGAAAGGCUGAGUCUUACUGGCCAAGGUUUGCUGAUCCGAAGUCUAACCCAGGCCGACUCGGGAGUGUACCACUGCCACGCCGUCGAGCACGGUUUCAUCCAGCCCCUGCGGCGUAUUAAUCUCCAGGUCAUCCCAUCACAGCGCGUGGGCGAGCUGUUGCUCCGGGCGGGCGCCAACGAUAAGGAUCCCUCCCCCAAACACAAACUCUGGUACCGGGAUUUCAUGAGCCUCCUGGAGCAUCCAGAUCUCAACAGCGUGGACGAGUUCUGCGAGCGCGUUUGGAAGCGCGAGAAGAAGCCGAAGGGAAAGAAAACCCCCAAAGUCAAUCCCAUUCCUGGCGUAGGUACAAAAACAGAUAAGACGCCUCAAACAACAGCUCAGAGUUUGCAAAACCCACAGAGAGCGCAAAACACACCCAAAGUGCCGAGCAACCCAACAGUUCAGAUUCUCCCGAAGUCGACGGGUUUGCAAAGAAGUCAAGUUCCGGGAAGUACCGUAAGCACGGAGAGCCAAAGCAUCAAACCGGACACUCAAAGCACGCAGAAGGCACAAAGUGCUCCUGAGAGCCAAAGAGCACAGCCAAACCAGGGAAAAAGAGGCUCCCAGACUCCACAAAGAGGACCUCCUAAUACAGCCAAGUGGAAACAGCUUCAGGAGAACAAGAGGGGGCGCAACCGCAGGACCCACGAACAGCAGAGACCACCGCGCAGCGUGUGAGAUAACAUAAACACUUGUAAACAUCCGCAUCAGCCACUCAUACAACAGACAAACGUGCAGUGCGGCCAUAAUUGAUAGCACAAAACUCAAAAACGGUGACCUCAACUGGAUUCCCACUCAUGUCACUUGUUCACCAGGGAAAGCACAUUGACUUUGUUGUUGUGGUGUGACAGCUAAGACCCUUUACACCUUUAACACUACUAGUGUUACAGAUCCGACGUCAUACACGUGAUGUUUUCAUCAAAGGACGCGAGAUGCUCGUUUGCCAAAAACCUUUGCGACGUGAUGGGAUAGUGCCAAUGGAAAAAGAAGAAGAAACUCUUUUGUCAAAGAGACGUGGUGGAGUGAUUUAGGCACCUGGAAAACUGGAAGCCAGUUGCUUAGAUUUGUAAAGACUGUAAUAUAUAAGCAAGCAUUGUACUGUACAUAGAACAACACUAAGUAAUUAUGGACACAAUUGGUCAAAGGUUGAAAUUAAGGCAUGCCUUAGUAACAGCUUGUCUAACCUCUGAUCCUCAGAAGCGUUUUGAUGUUCGUGUUAAUUAUGUUUCAGAUAAUCAAGUGGGCCUGACUGACUUAAAAAAAAAAAAAAGAAGUCGAUAA